GCUAGAUUAACGUCGUGUACACCAGUUGUAGGCUCAUCGCUGUCACGUUCGUGUCAUCGAGUAAUCGCAACUUCUGACAGUUCUAAAUAUCAUUUUUGCGAUGAAGAACUUGUACAUAAUUUUUACAACUAUCAUAGGUUUAUACGAAGUAACUGCGUCCGAUGAUUGGUCAUAUUCGGGUGAUCAUGGCCCGGAACAUUGGCCAGGCCUGUGCACGACUGGAAAGAGGCAAUCGCCGAUAAAUAUUGCUAUCGAAGAUAUCGUUAAGACCGAUCUUGGUCCACUUAAAUUCAUAAGAUACGAUACUGGAUUCAACGGCAAAAUCACGAACAAUGGCCAUUCCGUACAAAUUCGAUUGUACGGUGCACCAAUUCAUCUCGAAGGAGCAAAUCUUCCAUCCACGUAUAUCUUGGAGCAAUUACACUUCCACUGGCCCGCCGAACACACCAUAAAUGGCAUCCGUGGUGCAUUAGAAUUACAUUUUGUUCAUUAUGACGAACAAUAUGGCAACGCGAAUAUGGCAUCACAACAUAAAAAUGGCAUUGCCGUAGUUGCUACCUUAUUCGAGUUAAAUAGCGAUGACAAUUUGGAUAUAAUGCCAAUUUUGGAAGCAGUGCAAUUAGUAUCUAACGCAGUCGGAAAAACGACGGCUUUGAUGGGAACCAAGAUCAUUCCUUACCGCUUUUUACCAAAAAAUCAUACGACAUAUUACCAUUAUGACGGAUCAUUAACUACUCCUGGAUGCCAGGAAAUUGUCAUGUGGUAUAUCCUUGCCGAAAAACUUACGUUAUCAGAGCAGCAGUUAAACAUCUUUAGAAGUGUUGGAACAAACAACGGUACACUGAUCUUCAAUCACAGACCAACGCAGAGUGUCGGAGAAAGGACAGUCUAUCAUCAUUUGGACGGAUAUUCUGCCGCGACAAUCCGUUCGAGCAAUUUACUGAACGUGUGCUUUGGUCUAUUACUAACCAAAUUGUUAUAUUUCAAAUAAUUCCAGUUAACUUCACCUGUGAAUUUAGAAUUAUCUAAUCGCAUAAAAUGAUCGAUAUACCGUUGACAGACAUUCAGCGAUUCGAGAAAUUUUGUCGCAUCUCACUCAUAUCGUGCAUAAUAAUGGGAUAAUAUUUUCUAUGCUAAUGAUAUAUCAAAGGAUUAUAAAAUCAUAAGAGAGAUAAAUGCAGUACAGUAGCUCGUGAAAGCGGACACUUUUAGAGAAACUUUCGAUGAAUACAGAGCGUAAGAGAACAUGUGGGACCCACUUCGGGCGUUGAUUGCACUUCAUCCUUCGCACAUAGCAAUAAUGAGAGGGGGCAAGAUAGGGGAAAGGAGAGUUUGGAUGAAGCGAAGGAGGAGGAAGACGAAUUAAACAAAUAAGGAAACUGAUCCGUAUUAUUAUGAGUACUAUUAUGCGUUUCCAUAAUGAUUCAUGACUGUUCACAAGUAACACAAGAUUUAGUUCUAAAGUGGUCCGUCUGAUUUAAUCUUAAAUAUACGGUAACUUUUAUAUGGAUUUUCGGAAUGGUUUCAUAUUUUACUAUUAUAAUCACCACUGUUGUGUCUCGUUAUAGUGAUGACGAAAUUUCAAAAUGUUUAAUGUAUAAUGCACGUAAUAUAUUCGUAACAAAGUUAUGCCGUAAAUGUUCGACGUGUACACAAGUAAGAUUCAGUGACAAAUAUACGCGUCAGUGAAACAAGUCAUUAUAUGUGUAGAGCAUAUGACAAUGAAUAAUACAACCGCGUUAUAUAUAAUUAGUGAUGUGACAAACGACAUGUGUACAUAAUGUAUAUCUUUGUAAAUGAUUUUAUGUUUAACAAAAACAAAAAAAAAAAAAAAAAAAAAGGAAAAAAAAACAGCUAGAGUAGCAUUUAGACAUAUCAAUAACGUAGGUAACUGGCUAAUCUUUCACCAUUAAUGAUAAUAUUCUGUCACAAUCAUUUUAUCACAUAUACUUCUUUCGGAGAAUAUAAAGAUUAUAAAAUUAAAGUUUUAUUCGUUAUCCUCUUUAUGGUUAAUUAAGAGUACAUAGCAUAAGCAUUUAAGGAACUAAUUAAGUUUAUUUGUAUACUUGAAUACGUAAUUUCGAAAAAUAGUGAUCAUAUAUAUUUACUUAUGGCAAGGAACUACUUUGCUAAAGAUAAGUAGCGUAAUGUCGUUUUUUCUUUGACGACUUGGUUUUACAUUGGAUUAUUUUAUUAUGUAAGAGCUUGCCGUCUUUUUGUUCUUCCGACUCCUUUGAACAACCAGUGGUAACAAAUUCUAUACUGGCACCAUUGUCAUCAUUAUUUAUAUUAUUAAAUACAUUUCGUACGUUUACAUCGUAUGUACAUUCACUUUGAAGAUGUUUUAUUUCAAGAUGCGGUGUCUGAAAGCAAUAAAGUUUGAAACAACUUAAUAAAUAAAUAAAUAAAUUGCAUCCAA
Messenger RNA from Bombus terrestris (buff-tailed bumblebee), 2419 nucleotides. Its product is annotated as carbonic anhydrase 6. Gene Ontology annotation, cellular component: cytoplasm. Gene Ontology annotation, molecular function: zinc ion binding; carbonate dehydratase activity. Bases 101 to 991 code for a protein of 296 amino acids. The transcript has 6 exons. The record is from RefSeq and is a predicted model, not a curated record. NCBI's taxonomy places the organism in Eukaryota, Metazoa, Arthropoda, Insecta, Hymenoptera, Apidae.